AUGGCUACUGUGAACACCAAGACCGGCCAGGCCGUUGACCGGUCUGUCCUCGACUCGCUGCUCCGUCGACGUCUCUUCUACACCCCAUCGUUCGAGAUCUACGGAGGCGUUUCCGGCCUCUACGACUAUGGCCCUCCCGGGUGCGCCGUGCUGAACAACAUGAUCGAGCUGUGGCGCAAGCAUUUUGUGCUGGAGGAGGACAUGCUCGAGGUCGAUUGCACCAUGCUCACGCCCGAGGAAAUCCUCAAGACCAGUGGUCACGUCGAAAAAUUCGCCGACUGGAUGUGCAAGGACCCCAAGACUGGCGAGAUCUUCCGCGCGGAUCAUCUGGUGGAGGAAGUGCUCGAGGCACGGCUCAAGGGCGAUAAGGAGGCCCGUGGUCAGACGGUCGUGGUGGACGAAGCGAAGGAGGCUAAGAAGAAGAAGAAGGUCAGCACCAAGGCUGUCAAGUUGCCUGAUGCUGUGGUCCAGGAAUACGAGGAGCUUCUCGCGCAGAUUGACAACUUCGAUGGUGCAGAGCUGGAGGGUAUCAUUGCCAAGCACGAUAUCAGAAACCCUACGACUGGAGGCAACCUCCUUCCUCCCGUGGCUUUCAACCUAAUGUUCCAGACUGCUAUUGGCCCCAGCAGUAACAUGCCUGGCUACCUGCGUCCAGAGACGGCCCAGGGUCAGUUCUUGAACUUCCAGAAGCUGCUAGACUUCAACCAAAAUUCCAUGCCGUUUGCCUCGGCCUCAGUUGGCAAAUCGUUCCGUAACGAGAUUUCCCCCCGUGCCGGUCUUUUGCGUGUACGUGAAUUCUUGAUGGCGGAGAUCGAGCACUACGUCGACCCCGAGGGUGGUAAGAAGCACAUUCGCUUCGAUGAGGUCAAGGACGUCGAGCUGUCCCUGCUUAAUCGUGAUGUCCAGUCUUCUGGUAAGACUGACAUCCAGAGGAUGACCGUCGGCAAGGCCGUAGAGACCGGUCUUGUGGACAACGAGACCCUCGGAUACUUCAUCGCACGUAUACAGCUCUUCCUUCUCAAGCUUGGUGUUGACCCCAGCAAGCUUAGAUUCCGUCAGCACAUGGCCAACGAAAUGGCCCACUACGCUUCCGACUGCUGGGAUGCUGAGUUGCAGACCAGCUAUGGCUGGAUCGAGUGUGUUGGCUGUGCCGACCGCAGCGCCUACGACUUGACUGUUCACAAGAACAAGACUGGUGCCCCCUUGGUCGUCCGUGAGCCGCGCGCCGAGCCCUUGAAGAUCGAAGAGUGGCAGGUCGACAUUGACAAGAAGAAGUUCGGUCCCCGUUUCAAGAAGGACGGUAAGACGGUCGAGGCGGCUAUCAACGCCCUUUCGCAGGACUUCCGGAAGAAGUUGUCGCUUGAACUCGAGCAAAAUGACAAGGUCGAGAUUGAUGUGGAGGGUGUUGCAUCCGGAAAGGUUGAGUUGGAGAAGGAUAUCAUCAAGAUCGAGAAGCGCACGCGGGUUGACAACACUCGCGAGUACACCCCUAACGUCAUUGAACCGUCGUUUGGUAUUGGGCGUAUCUUGUACAGUAUGAUUGAGCACGUCUACUGGUCUAGAGAAGGUGACGAGGCCCGUGGUGUUCUCUCCUUCCCCCCUCUGAUCGCACCCACCAAGGUCCUGAUCGUUCCUCUUUCGAGCAAUCAGUCGUUCACACCUCUCUCUCAGCGUCUGAUGACCAAGCUCCGGCGUAUGGGUAUCUCGAACCGGGUUGACGACUCAUCCGCCAGUAUCGGGAAGCGGUAUGCUCGUAACGACGAACUGGGUACUCCCUUCGGUAUCACCGUCGAUUUUCAGUCCAUAAAGGACAACACCUUUACUCUGCGUGACCGUGACUCGACGAAACAGGUCCGUGCCAGCGAGGACGAGAUCGUGCAGGCUCUCAAGUCGUUGGUGGACGGUGAUGAGACAUGGGAGGACAUCCGGCAGCGCCUGCCCGAGUUCACUGGCCAGGACGUUGAGUAA
Molecule: messenger RNA, 1968 nt
Organism: Aspergillus ruber CBS 135680
Lineage: Eukaryota; Fungi; Ascomycota; Eurotiomycetes; Eurotiales; Aspergillaceae
Product: glycine--tRNA ligase
Exons: 2
Coding region: 1-1968 (655 amino acids)
Biological process (GO): mitochondrial glycyl-tRNA aminoacylation
Cellular component (GO): mitochondrion; cytoplasm
Molecular function (GO): ATP binding; glycine-tRNA ligase activity
Source: RefSeq, a predicted model, not a curated record